AUGGAUGAUGAUGCGACAAUUGAAGAUGAAGCUGAAUCAGAAACACCUGGUUUUCAUCAAACAGUUGAUAAUCGAUCUUUUAAAUUGUCAACAAUUAUUGCCAUGUUGACUAAACAAUGGAUGAUAUUUCUAAUAUUAUCAAUUUUAAUUGGCGUUUAUUUAUGGUUAAAUUUGUCUCGUCGACGUCGACAUCGUGAUUCAACAAGCGGAUUAUCAGCACGAGACCGAGAUAGUAUAAGUGGUGAUCAUAUACAAGGUGGCACCAGACAUGAUAACAUCCAAGCAACAAUUAGUCGUUAUGACAGUAUGGCACAAGUUCGUCAACGUCAACAACAACAACAUGAUGAACAAGCAAAAGCAUAUGCUGAAAAAUUAAAAUUAGUAAGCUUUAUUUGUGUUUUUGAAAAAGCGCCAUAUACACAACCAGCACCGGCUCCAGCCACCUUACCUAGAGCGUCUCAACCAAAUGUUUAUCGCCAGGAUACACAUAAUCCAUUGGGAGGAAGUGGUGGUGGUGGAUGGAGACGAUCAUCAAGAAGAAUGGGACCGGGUGGUGGAUGA
This is a messenger RNA of Didymodactylos carnosus, 561 nucleotides long. Lineage: Eukaryota; Metazoa; Rotifera; Eurotatoria; Philodinida; Philodinidae. The record is from the annotation of a GenBank genome assembly.